This is a messenger RNA of Sceloporus undulatus (fence lizard), 357 nucleotides long. RefSeq names its product splicing factor 3A subunit 1-like. Lineage: Eukaryota; Metazoa; Chordata; Lepidosauria; Squamata; Phrynosomatidae. The record is from RefSeq and is a predicted model, not a curated record. The transcript has 3 exons. The annotation marks the transcript as partial.
AUUUCGUGGUGGUGGAGACGGUGGACUUCCAGCCUUCGGAGCAAGGGAACUUUCCUCCCCCCAUGACCCCCGAGGAACUGGGCGCUCGGAUUCUGAUCCAGGAGCGCUACGAAAAGUUCAUGGAGAGCGAGGAAGUGGAGAUGGAAGUGGAGUCGGACGACAAAGACGAGAAGCAAGAAAAGACUGAGGAGGGACCGUACCAGUUAGACCAGGACACCCAGGUUCAGGACAUGGACGAGGCCUCAGACGAAGAGGAUGAGAACCAGAAAGUCCCACUUCCUCCAGAAACCCCGAUGCCGCCUCUUCUGCCUCCGACUCCGGAUCAGGUCAUUGUCAGGAAGGAUUACGAUCCCAAAG